CCGAGCGCGGCGGGAGCGGCGGGAGCCGGGCGGCCGCGUAGUCACUCGGGCCAGAGAGGCGGCGGCGGCGGCGGGGCCAGGGCCGGGGCUGGGGCAGCAGCGGCCGCGCCGGGCAUGGAGCUGGCAAGCCCGCGCUGAGGCGGGACGCGCCUGCUAGCAGCGAGCGAGAGGCUCUCCGGCGACCGGCGCGCGGGCUCCCCGGCGGGGCCAGGCAAACUUUUCUUUCUCUUUUGCCCCCUCCAGAGGCGCCUUCUGCGGCAGGCGGACCGAUCCUCGGCGCGGCAGGGCCGGGGCAAACUGGACGCAGCAUGAUGCGCGCAGUGUGGGAGGCGCUGGCGGCGCUGGCGGCGGUGUCGUGCCUGGUGGGCGCGGUGCGCGGCGGGCCCGGGCUCAGCAUGUUCGCGGGCCAGGCGGCGCAGCCCGACCCCUGCUCGGACGAGAACGGCCACCCGCGCCGCUGCAUCCCGGACUUUGUCAAUGCGGCCUUCGGCAAGGAAGUGCGCGUGUCCAGCACCUGCGGCCGGCCCCCGGCGCGCUACUGCGUGGUGAGCGAGCGCGGCGAGGAGCGGCUGCGCUCGUGCCACCUCUGCAACGCGUCCGACCCCAAGAAAGCGCACCCACCCGCCUUCCUCACCGACCUCAACAACCCGCACAACCUGACGUGCUGGCAGUCCGAGAACUACUUGCAGUUCCCGCACAACGUCACGCUCACACUGUCCCUCGGCAAGAAGUUCGAAGUGACCUAUGUGAGCCUGCAGUUCUGCUCGCCGCGGCCCGAGUCCAUGGCCAUCUACAAGUCCAUGGACUACGGGCGCACGUGGGUGCCCUUCCAGUUCUACUCCACGCAGUGCCGCAAGAUGUACAACCGGCCGCACCGCGCGCCCAUCACCAAGCAGAAUGAGCAGGAGGCCGUGUGCACCGACUCGCACACCGACAUGCGCCCGCUCUCGGGCGGCCUCAUAGCCUUCAGCACGCUGGACGGGCGGCCCUCGGCACACGACUUCGACAACUCGCCCGUGCUGCAGGACUGGGUCACGGCCACCGACAUCCGCGUGGCCUUCAGCCGCCUGCACACGUUCGGCGAUGAGAACGAGGACGACUCGGAGCUGGCGCGCGACUCGUACUUCUACGCGGUGUCCGACCUGCAGGUGGGCGGCCGGUGCAAGUGCAACGGCCACGCGGCCCGCUGCGUGCGCGACCGCGAUGACAGCCUGGUGUGCGACUGCAGGCACAACACGGCCGGCCCGGAAUGCGACCGCUGUAAGCCCUUCCACUACGACCGGCCCUGGCAGCGCGCCACAGCCCGCGAAGCCAACGAGUGCGUGGCCUGCAACUGCAACCUGCAUGCCCGGCGCUGCCGCUUCAAUAUGGAGCUCUACAAGCUUUCGGGGCGCAAGAGCGGAGGUGUCUGCCUCAACUGUCGCCACAACACCGCCGGCCGCCACUGCCACUACUGCAAGGAGGGCUACUACCGCGACAUGGGCAAGCCCAUCAGCCACCGGAAGGCCUGCAAAGCCUGUGAUUGUCACCCCGUGGGCGCCGCUGGCAAAACCUGCAACCAAACCACCGGCCAGUGUCCCUGUAAGGACGGCGUGACGGGUAUCACCUGCAACCGCUGCGCCAAAGGCUACCAGCAGAGCCGCUCGCCCAUUGCCCCCUGCAUAAAGAUCCCCGUAGCGCCGCCGACGACUGCAGCCAGCAGCGUGGAGGAGCCUGAAGACUGCGAUUCCUACUGCAAGGCCUCCAAGGGGAAGCUGAAGAUUAACAUGAAAAAGUACUGCAAGAAGGACUAUGCCGUCCAGAUUCACAUCCUAAAGGCGGACAAAGCGGGGGACUGGUGGAAGUUCACGGUGAACAUCAUCUCCGUGUACAAGCAGGGCACGAGCCGCAUCCGCCGCGGUGACCAGAGCCUGUGGAUCCGCUCGCGGGACAUCGCCUGCAAAUGUCCCAAAAUCAAGCCCCUCAAGAAGUACCUGCUGCUGGGCAACGCCGAGGACUCUCCGGACCAGAGCGGCAUCGUGGCCGACAAAAGCAGCCUGGUGAUCCAGUGGCGGGACACGUGGGCGCGGCGGCUGCGCAAGUUCCAGCAGCGUGAGAAGAAGGGCAAGUGCAAGAAGGCCUAGCGCGGAG
Molecule: messenger RNA, 2130 nt
Organism: Rhinopithecus roxellana (golden snub-nosed monkey)
Lineage: Eukaryota; Metazoa; Chordata; Mammalia; Primates; Cercopithecidae
Gene: NTN1
Product: netrin 1
Exons: 7
Coding region: 309-2123 (604 amino acids)
Molecular function (GO): protein binding
Source: RefSeq, a predicted model, not a curated record